This is a messenger RNA of Penaeus indicus, 405 nucleotides long. RefSeq names its product cuticle protein AMP4-like. Gene Ontology annotation, cellular component: chitin-based extracellular matrix. The record is from RefSeq and is a predicted model, not a curated record. Gene Ontology annotation, molecular function: structural constituent of chitin-based larval cuticle. NCBI's taxonomy places the organism in Eukaryota, Metazoa, Arthropoda, Malacostraca, Decapoda, Penaeidae. The transcript is spliced from 3 exons. Bases 1 to 405 code for a protein of 134 amino acids.
AUGAAGAUCGCCGUCGUUCUCGCUCUGCUGGCCGUGGCUGUGGCCGACAAACUGCCCUUGACCAACCCUCCCGUGGCCAUCCUCAGGAGCAGCCAAGUCAACCCCGACGAGGACGGCGCCCACAGCUCCGACUUCGAGGCCGAGAACGGCAUCGUGUUCCAGUUCUCUGGCAAAGAGGCUGAAGAGGGCGGCGCCAACAUGGUCGGAUACUUCGCCUACCCCCAGGAGGACGGCUCUCUGGCCGAAGUCAAGUUCGUGGCCGACGAGAACGGCUUCCAGCCCGAGUCCUCCCUCCUGCCCGUGGCCCCCGCCUUCCCCCACCCCAUCCCCCAGUUCGUCCUUGACCAGAUCGAGUUCGCCCGCCUCGAGGACGAGCGCAAGGCCCUUGAAUCUCAGGAGGAAUAA